Trichomonas vaginalis G3 is the source of this 337-nucleotide messenger RNA. RefSeq lists its product as uncharacterized. The transcript has a single exon. The annotation marks the transcript as partial. The record is from RefSeq and is a predicted model, not a curated record. NCBI's taxonomy places the organism in Eukaryota, Parabasalia, Trichomonadida, Trichomonadidae.
AUGAGCUUGAAAGAAGUAUUCGAACAACAUCCAUGGAGGUCAUUUAAAAAAUUCAAUGAAGCUGCAAAGAGUUGGGGAUUUACUAACAGAGCUGAAGUGAAAAGGUUCUUUGACAAAAAUGUUGUACAUCAAACAAAAAUAAACCCUUACGACUACUUUUUACCAAUUUACUCCAACGCUCCUGACGCAUACCAAUUUGACACUCUCGUUCAAAGCAGAAAAGGAGGACAUAAACCAUUCCUCAUCUUCAUAAAUGUUAACACUCGCAAAGCUUUUGCGUAUAUAAUGAGAAAUAAAGGAACUCGUGAAGUGUUAAGAGUUUUACAAAAGUUUGUAG